Messenger RNA from Chaetomium strumarium, 1911 nucleotides. RefSeq lists its product as uncharacterized. Bases 1 to 1911 code for a protein of 636 amino acids. The transcript is spliced from 3 exons. Gene Ontology annotation, molecular function: mRNA binding. NCBI's taxonomy places the organism in Eukaryota, Fungi, Ascomycota, Sordariomycetes, Sordariales, Chaetomiaceae. Gene Ontology annotation, cellular component: ribonucleoprotein complex; nucleus; cytoplasm. The record is from RefSeq and is a predicted model, not a curated record.
AUGAAUCAACAGGCCGAUCUCUACUUCCCGCCAUACGCGAUGAACACGGCAAACCGGUCGCCCCGCUCCUCAAGACCGGGUUACAACACCACAACUGGUCAUCCAAGCCUCAACCGUUUGGACCAGCGGCAGAUGGACCCUAUCGGGCAAGCGCCUGCCGCGCUAUUUGCUACCGAUGAUCGCUUCGGCACGUAUGACGCCGGCGUCUUCCGGCAGAACAGGAUGCAGCCCACGCCAGGCUUUGCUGCUGAUGGCUUCAUGGGAAACUCGCAGCCAUGGACCUACAAUUCCGGCGCAAGCACCGUUACCGGAGCUCUGGGUGAAGGAAGGCUUCGCCCAGGGGCUCGAAGAGCAGCAAUCCCGUCGGAGUGGACCAUGGCCGAGCAACCCGGCCUCGGAGCCCAACCCGCUCUCUCCGUGCCCCCGGCCCAAUACUCGACCAUGCCGAACUUCAACCCGGCCAUGAACCUUAUGAACGGCGACGGAGUCUUCCCGGGCGAUCGUCAUGGCUAUCCGACCGACAUGUACGAUCCUCGACACGAGCACAAGACGCUGGGCAACGAUUUGAUCCCCACGGCGAUCGUGAUCAAAAACAUUCCGUUCAACGUGAGGAAGGAGAUGCUCACGUCCAUCAUGUCGGAGUUGGGCCUGCCGCAGCCGUAUGCGUUCAACUAUCAUUUCGACAACGGCAUCUUUCGCGGGCUUGCUUUCGCCAAUUUCCAGAGCCCGAUCGACACGCGGACCGUGAUCGAGCAGCUGAAUGGCUACGAGGUCCAGGGCAGAAAACUGAGGGUCGAGUACAAGAAGAUGCUGCCCGAGCAUGAGAGAGAGCGGAUCGAGCGGGAGAAGAGGGAGAAACGCGGUCAACUGGAAGAGCAGCACCAGCCCAUAACGCUGCACUCGCAAUCAUCGAUGCAUUCGCUCAACGCUGCGCACAGAUCAGCAUCUCGGAAUUCGCCGUUGCGUAAGUUAGGCAAGAGCGAACCCAGGAGAGGCGCGGCUACUGAUCAGCAUACGACUGCAGGAGAUGUGGAUUUGAACAACCCGGAUACGCUGAGCUUCUACACGGAACUGAUGCUUUUCAAGAGUGAUCCCAGCCGCGAGAUCAUCGUUUUUCCUAGCACCAUCACUCCCCAGCAGCGGCGGACCGUGCAUAUCCUGGCACACAACAUGGGACUGGAACACCGGUCUGUGGGCGAGGGCCAACACCGACAGAUCCAUGUCAUCAAGGAUACCGGGGCCACACCGGCGAUUCAUAUGCCUCCCGGUGUCUCUGCCGAUGCUCAUCGUCGGGGCUUGAGCCGCGCCGCCACCAUUGACUUCGCCGAGACGCGGGGAAAUGCUCCAGGCCAGUUCAAUACCCUGGGCAGGCAAGGCCGGCACGGCCCAACGUUGGAACUUCCUGAUAGCCCCGACGGUGGUAUGAAUGCGUUGCGUGGCGUCAAGUCAUUCGCGGACCUGCGCUCCUACACCCCAAGCCCGUCCCUUUCGACCUCGGGUUACCCGCAGGGGAGCACCGUCCACGCCCCGAACGUGGCUCAGUAUGGCGAAUACAGCGCCAGCCUCGGCCAACCCAGCGCGUUGACAACCCCGACUACUCCGGGGACUUCAUCGAAUCAUGAUCCGUCCAUGCUGGUCAACGACCUCGCGUCAAUGAACCUGGGCGAGCCGUUCAAUGGCGGCCGGCUGCGCCCUCGGGAAACCCCCGGCGCGAUCGGUAGCCAGCGGCCGAGCUUGAACGGAAACAGCACGCGCAGUGUGCCCGAACGCCAACCCCACGGGCCGAGCGGCGAUUGGGGCGAUAAUAUGGGCUUUGCGGGACGGAGCCGGACCAACGGUCACAACCACCGGGGCAGCGACUCAUCUGACAACGGAGUUCGGACGACGUCUUCCUCGGCGUCGAGGUUUUAG